AUGCAACAAUUCCCGGAUCCCUCCCAGAUUCACAUCUCUCCGCCUGCUAAUCUUUCUCCGAUGACUGUGCCUUUCGACGAAUACGACAAUCUUGUUGCAGGAGCACUCGUGGUCGGUCUGAAAGGCACCACGCCGCAUGCUUACAUGAAUGCGUUGAAAACCUUGGACUCCGCCAAAGGAAUGACCACUGCGCAAUGGUGUGACUACUAUCGAUCACGCUCUGAUGUUAUCAAACGGUGCAUGGAUGAGGCGAUCCGUGCCGCACCCUCCCAUGAUUCGCAGUCCCCUGUCGGCCCCGCGAGUGUAGACGCUCUGCGCUCCGGAAGUGGAAGUAUCUCAAAGUCGAUGCAGCGGCAUGCUGAGGGUGCUAAGGUGCACUCUUCGGAGACAGGUUCUGAAAUUCGCCGCGCCCGUCACGCAGCUGCGUCUUCUCACAAACGCGCACGCACUCCUGAAAUUUCUACAUCUGCUUCGGACGAGCACCACCCCUCAAGAAAGCGUCGAAGACAAUCGCGAGGAUCGGGAAGAAAAAGGAAGGUGACACUUGAGCACAAACGACUAAUGGCGGAAUGGCAACAUUCAUGGGGUGCUGCUUGGGAAGACAUGAUUGCGAGUGAGAGGUGGGGGCCUUUCGCCGAAGAGUAUCCCAUUCGCUCGCCGGAGGCGUGGGGUAUCGCGUACGAUCGCCGAGAAGACGAGAUAACAGACAUGGCCCAGGCCCUGUGA
Molecule: messenger RNA, 726 nt
Organism: Peniophora sp. CBMAI 1063
Lineage: Eukaryota; Fungi; Basidiomycota; Agaricomycetes; Russulales; Peniophoraceae
Source: the annotation of a GenBank genome assembly